CGUCCGCGGAGCAUCAACGACGUGCGCGUUCCUCCCGCGGCCGGACACGCCACACGCGCCGGUCAAGUCGUACGGCGGCGGCGCGCGCGCGCGCGAAGACGAUCGCUGCACCACACGCACCCGCGAGACACUCGCACCCACGUACAGUCGGUCGCCGCUGUUGUGGUCCGCGAGCCCCCCCCCCCCCCCACCGACGAAAUACACUCCGGUCCAGUCCCGUUCCGGAUCGACGGCCGAUACGUUUUUCGGGGAAAUUUUUUUGUCAUCAAAUUCAAACCCCCUCCCGACCCCAGAGAACCCUUUCCGUUAGCGUUUUAUACCACCCCGCUACCCCCUCCCCCAUCCACAGACGUUUGCAUUACGCCGUCCCCGAUGGGUUAAGCGCGGCGAAUGACCACUGUCACCGCCGCCGUCAUCGACAAAAUUACGAUCGUUGCCAUCGCACCAAACACAUGUUAAAGUUUAGUGUUUGGGGUGCCGGCGGCGGAUGCAAGGUCGAAGAGAUGGCGUGGUUUGUACACCGGUAGGGCAAACACGGAGGGGCUGAAGAGCGCCCUGGCCCGGCUUCGGCAGAGGACCUCUGGACAAUCCCAUGAGAACAACACUGCAGAACCCACUCGCCACCAUGCUCAUGCAAGUGGUGGAUGGACUCCAGCCGGCGUUGACGUGGUCAGCGGCACGGGCAAACACCGAAUGGCGGUUCUCGUGAGGAAGUCGGCGCCGGGUUCCCCCACGCCGUCGUCGGCUUCCAGUUACGGUACCGCGUCAUCCGGUAACGAUCUCAUCGCUAGCGCGUCCAGCGCACUGCGCCGGCUCCACUUCAAGUCUGCCGGCGCCCAACGCAUGCUCAACCGGACCAAACAGCAACAACAACAACAACAACAGCAGCAGCAGCAACAACAGCAGCAGCACCAUCAGAACCUGCAGCACCAACAGCCGCAAUCGCAGCAAUCGUCACCGGUGCCCAAGCUCAAUGUAUUCGGGUCCAGCUCGGUGUCCAUCGAAUCGUCGGCCACGGUGAACACCAGCACCGAUUCGUCCGCGGCCACCAUGACCACGGUUACCGACGACACGGAAAACGAGGACAAUUUCGACAACCCGUUCGAACCGAAAAUGCGCAUCAUUCCGAACCUGUUGGACGAAGUGCUCAACGGAACUCAGUCAUCGUCGUCCGCGGAAAAGGACGACGAGUUCUACAGCGCGUCUAGCACCGAGGAGCAGCCCAGGGACGACCCGAAGGCAGUGUUCACCGUCCAGGACACCGCACCCGAAGAAUACGAGGACAGCGGCAUGCCGCUGAUGCAGUACACUACGUUGCCGAGUAGCUUUCACCAUCACCACCACCACCACAACAACAACAACUACAACAACAACAACGACAACAAGGCCAACAACAACUACGGCAAAGACGACCGUGGCGUGGAGGAGAACACCAUCGCGGAAGCCGAGGACUUCCGGGCAGCCGACAGGGACCGGAACGCGGACGACGAUGCGGACAACACGCUGGAAUGGCGCAACAUCAUGAAGCGGCAAGCUCUGCUCGAGAACCUUCACCGAAACACCAUAAUAGCGAACAAGAGAUUAAAACUGCUUUCGAGAAGAUAUGCUAAAAGCCGGUUCGAAGAGGACAGGACUCGAACAGAGAUCGGUCGAAACUCGUCAGGUUUUGCCGCUGAACAGAUGACCAUCGACAGCGAAGACUCUUUCCAAGUAGACAAUGGGUCACCACCAAUUCCUUCGUCACCGACUGGUCUUCCAGGGUCACCUACUUGCGACGACGAAUCGUCGCCCACCAAGUCUAAACAGCAUUUUACGUUCCCCACAGUCAACGAAACAGACGAACCUAAUGAUGGAACCAAAAGGAGACCGUCGACGGUGUACAGCCGGACGCCAAACUGGAACAACAAGGAGCGGAAGAACUCGGCAGUGCUGCUGGACGCGUUGGUCAUCAACAAGAGCCAAUCUGCCGCAGUGGUCAUGUCGGACACCGGACAAGUGGCCACGAUUGUUGUCCAACAGCCGUCGUUGUCGGCCAACUCACCGGAACAGGGGCACGAAGGGUGUCAGACGGCACCCGUCGAACUGCCGAUCGACUUCAACCGGUGGCCCGACUUCGCCAACAGCAUAAGUUCGCAACAGUAUCACGACUUUCAGAUGAAGUAUGGGAGUCCACAUCAUAGCCGAUCUCAGAGUGUUCGGACGCCUGGCAGCAAAAGCACGGUACAAUUGCAAUUGGGACCCAACGGCAUACCCAAAAACCGUUCCAACCAACUUACCUUACCACAGCAGAGGUCUAGAGUGGCAAGUAUGCCAAAUACUGGUGUUGAAGAGGAAUAUUAUCGAAUCCGACAGUUUUCAAUCUCUGGCAAAGGGAUCAUCAACCGAGGAGAUUCGCUAAAAAGUCGGAGAUCAAAAUCCAACAACAGUGUUGCAUCCAGCAACUCUAGCACUGAACACUUGACGGCCACUAACUACACGGUGAUCGGCGUCGGCGGCGGCGGCGCUGGCGGCGGCGCUGGCGGUGGAGGUGGCGGUGGAGGUGGCGGUGGCGGCUCCUACCCGGGUUCUGCUAGGACCAGUGCCGGCACGUCGUUGGCGUCUUCCAGAGAGUCCAGUUGCGCCAGCUGUCCAGGGAUCACCCAGCCGUUCCGCAUAGCCAUGUUGGGUGCCACGGGCGUGGGCAAGACGUCGCUGGUGUGUCAGUUCAUGACAUCCGAGUCUCUGCACAUUUACGACGCUUCCAUAGACGAAGAUGGAGAAAAAUCUGUUUCUGUAUUAUUGGAUGCAGAAGAGUCGGAGUUAAUUUUUUUGGAUAAAUCUAAUGCGCCGGCGGAUUGUAAUGACGUGUUUGAGGAGUCCCCGCAUGCCUAUUGUAUCAUCUACUCGAGAAAUGAUUGGGACAGCUUCAAACAAGCCGAAGAAUGGCUACAAGCUUUGUGGAAAGCAGAUGUAGUCAGAAAUAAAGCUGUGAUAUUAGUCGGUAACAAAAACGAUAUUGUGAGACCAAACGUCGUGCCAUCAGGAGUUGGCAAACAAAUGGCCACUCGGUAUGACUGCAAGUUCAUCGAGACGUCGGUGAUCAUCAACUUCAAUGUGGACGAAUUACUAGUAGGCAUACUGACGCAGAUACGAUUGAAGUUGGACCAACCACCGGAACAUGGAGUGACCAGGUCUUCAUCAAUGCGCAAACGCUCCAAGUCGCCGUUAGGAAACUGCGGGCCAACGUUCAAGAAAUACAGGGGAUCCCGAACGUCUACCAGCCUCCGGGUGAAGGGACUGUUAAGCAAAGUGUGGGCCAGAGAUUCCAAGUCGAAGUCGUGUGAAAACCUACACGUGCUCUAAUGACGAAUUCGGAAAAGAAAAAAAAUGAUAAUUUUUUAUUAUUUAGGUACAUUUUGUAUUUUUCAUAUCAUUGUUUUUUUUUGCAAAACAAAAUGCUCCUUUUAAGAAAUAUUUCCCUUACAACCUCGGCAAAACGAUCAAAUCCCUAUCGGCGUGUACCGUAUACUAAUUUUAUUGUAUUUCAUAUUAUGUAAUAUUUUUUUAUAUUUUUUAUUGCUAUUAUUGUUUUUUCUUUUAUUAUAUUAACAUGUGCAGGCUGACCAAACCAAUCAUUGAGAAAUCCUCACCGAGCACCAUUCCUAGCUUUUGGAUUUAAGUUUAUAAUAAUUACAUUUGAUCAAAAACACGACAUUUAAAUUCAGCUUCAGCUAUGAAAGCUUAAAUUGUAUAUUACCUAUUUUAAUCAUCUAAUUUCCAGAUACGUCUCCGGAAAGUAAACUGAAUAGUAUAAUGUAUUCAUUCAGUAUCUACUUAUUGAUAACUUCACAAGAACAGAAGAAACGUACUUUUGUGUAAAUAUUGGUAGUUCGAUGAUAUCAGAAGUCUAUGUAAGCCUCGUUUUGUCUUUUCAUAGGCAAUUGAUUUUUGAGCAAAAAACUCUGAAAUCGGUUCUGAUCAUUAUUCGAUGCUAAAUAAUUUUAAGAUUAGUUAAAAUAUUGAUAUAACUUUAAGCUGUAGGAAUAAGGUUAAUCCAAGUGCAACUACUACGACAUGCCUGAGGAUCAUGGAAUAUCGAUUAACGAUAGUAUCUCAGCGCUUGGAUAGGUAGUAGUUAUCUUGGAUACUAUAGACAUAACAUUAAUUUUAAUUUAAUACUAUAAUCAUCUAAUUUUAAAUGGGUUUUGAAUUAUUAUUUCGUUUUAAACGUUACGCGUUUUUUUAUUUGUUGUUUUUACAGUCAUUAUUCUGACGAUAAUGAUGAUGGUUUUAAGGGACCAUUACUGUCAUUAUUAUUGCGAUCGCGUUCGUAAACAUAUUCAUUUUAUAUUUUAUAAAAUGUUGUUAGAACGCGUAUUUUGUAUUGCCAGCAGAAUCGGGGACCACGUAAUAUUGUUAGAUAGUAGUUUUACGCAAAUACACGUUUUAUUACGUAUUGUGUAUAAAUUAAUUUUCAAAUUAAGGUAGUUUUUUGUAACUGUAAUAUAUUUCUUUUCUAUUGUUUUCACUCUUCCCAAACGUUUUUCACGAGUUUUCACGUUCGCUUGAGUACCUACGUUCAUCUUUUUCUCUCAUAUUUCUCAUCGUCGUUUUCUUUGGUCUUUUACAUAUUAUAGCACCACGCAACAUACGAAAAAAGUGUCAGCACGUGCAAAAAAAAUAAAUAUAUUAAAAUAAAAAAAAUUUAAUAAUGUUUGAAAUGGUUUGGAAGAUUGGAUUGUUCGUCUUUGAGCACAGAAUUUAAAAAUAAAGCCGGUCUUGGAAAAUUGUUUUUUCUUUUUACAAAUAAUUGAUUUAAAGUUACCGUAAGCUAUUUAAACUAUAUAAAUAUGAAUCAUGCGUAUUUUCGUCAGUGGUACUGAAAACGGCAAUAGUAUCUAACCAUUUAUAACAUAUGUUUUUUAUUCAAAUGUCUAAUAAAAAUUAAAAGGCACAAAUGUAGAACUAAAAAAUACAAAUGUAAUACAUAUUUUUACACUUACAUGUUUAUUUGAAAAAUAUUUUAAUUAUGGAUGAUAUUUGAAGAGCUGCUCGGUAGGGAGAGUAAACUGUUUCAAACAAAUAAUUCCCAGUUAAAAUAUGUAUCGUUAUAAUAAUUAUGAUGACAUCAAUAUUCUGCAGACGGCCACAACUCUUAAGGAAACCAAUCUGAAACCUUAUCACGUCAUGUACCUACUUUAUACUUAAGCUUACGUGCAUUUCUCCAUAAGCACAAUCCUUUGACUCGUGUUCCCUAACAUAUACGUUAAAGGUAAACACACUAAGGCCUAAACACGAUAUAAUAUGUAUGAUACACAGUCUUCUAACACUAAAAUAUUAUAUACUUAAUCGAUAAAUGAUAAUAGUCACGCCGUAAAAGUUCGUGUUUAGCCUACAUUAUAAUAUUUUUAGCACUUGAUAAAUUUGGUCAGACCUAAACCUAGUCUCGGCAAUACGAAUUGCCCAGUGCCAGGUGUAAAGUGAUCAACGAACAAGACGUUUGUUAGACUUUAGUUUAAUUUUGUGUGCGUAUUACUCGCUAAUAUGUGUAGGAAUUAUUAAUGCAUUUUAAAGGGUAUAUUUUUCGUAUUGUUUAAAGUACGUUUAUAGAAUUUUCUUUUAAUAGUAUAGGGUUAUAAUAUAGUAUUAUGGUACUUACCUAGGUAUAUAAUAUUGGUAGGUAUAUCGGCUUACUCAAUUCGUUUCCAUACCUACGAAUCGAAUUGUUUUUCUUUUCUUUUUAAUGCAUAUUAUAUUAUGCACACGAAAAACAAUUCGAAGGAUAUCAUACUUGUAUAUGUAUCUCAAAUCUUCCAAAGCUGAUUCUUCUAUGAUUUUUUUCAAUCAUAUCAUUAUAUCAUAAUAUUAUAUAUACACAUAUCUAAACGUUGUGUAUAUUAUCCACGCCGUGUUUUGUAUUUAUACUACGUAUUAUUAUUUUAAGUUUGUUUCAUUCACACACUCCAGUCACUCCACUCAUCUGAAACACAUGUUUAGACAUUAAGCUAUUUGACGAUCUAUCGGUUUGUUACUGUUUUGUUUAUUUAGUGAUUUUUAUAUUGAUGAACACGACAUGGUCGUUCAUACAGUUCGGAGUAUCGGGUAUCAAGUAGAUUUAGACGCAUAUGAAUUGCAAAUAGCUUAUAUAUUUUUUCCUCGUAUAUUAUUAUAAUAUAACUACAAUUAUAAAUGUGUUAAUAAUUUAUGAUAAUUAUAUCAAUAAUAAUCACAUUUGUUUUAAAUAUUAUAUAAUAAUAACAAUAAUGUUAAGUUGUACAUCAAUCGAUGUUGUAAAAAAAAAAAAAAAUAUAUUUAUAAUUGUGCGUAGAUUGUAAAAUUUUUAAUAAUUAUUCAAAUUUUGAAUAAGGGUGAUAAUUUUUUUGUUUUUUCCUCUAUACUGUACGCAUUUACUUAGCAAGAUAUUAUUUAGUACACAUUAAAAAAAAUGUCAUAGCUUAUUGUUACUAUGGUUGUAUUAAGAUUGUAUAAUUUUAAACUUUCUUGUGAAAUAUACGAGUAACGAGAUUUAAAAUAAAUUUACUUGUGGAAUAGUUUUAGAGUAAAUACAAUUGUAAUAAAAAUAUAUAUAAAGACAUACGUCUAAUUCAGAGGUCAGAAGCAAUUCGCUUUAAAAUGAAAAUUCAUCUAUAGACAUACAUUUAACGAAUAAUAUUUUAUUCUUCCAUAACUCCGUACAACAAUUUUAAUUUCUCAAAAAUGUAAUUAUUUUAUACGACUUUUAAAUAUUAAGAUAAUAAUCUAAUAGAGUAGGUACAUAGAUACAUUAUCUGAUUUAACAUAUUUUCUGCAGACUGGUUGUAUAUUCAAUUUAACUCAAAGUAUUUAUUCUAUUAAUUAGGAUACAGCGUUCCAGUUAUAGUGAAUUCAUGGUUUACUUACACUGGCUACUACGAUUCAUAAUUUAAUGUAGCUAAGGUACCUAUUAGUUGUUUUAUUAAUAAUAUACACACCAGCAAUUUGCACAAAUCGUAUUUGUUGUUAUUGCUUCUGACUUUUUCCAUAAUUAUUUAUCUAGAAAUAAGAUGUGUUUAUAUAAAUAUCGUUAUGAUAAUUAAAUAAUAAGUUGUAUUAUUAUCUUAGAAAACAAAAUUAUAUACACGAUCAAUUAUAAGUUUCCAAGUGUUUUGAUUUUAAUUUUCCAAAUGUAAAAUGCAAAAUUGGUAAAAUAUUUUAUUACACUAAGGUGGACAGUUUUGUAAUUUCUAUUUAAUAAUUAUUUAUAAUAAACUAUUGAGACGAUUUUAAUC
This is a messenger RNA of Metopolophium dirhodum (rose-grain aphid), 7247 nucleotides long. RefSeq names its product myb-like protein O. Gene Ontology annotation, molecular function: GTPase activity; calcium channel regulator activity; GTP binding. The transcript is spliced from 11 exons. Bases 694 to 3342 code for a protein of 882 amino acids. The record is from RefSeq and is a predicted model, not a curated record. Gene Ontology annotation, cellular component: plasma membrane. NCBI's taxonomy places the organism in Eukaryota, Metazoa, Arthropoda, Insecta, Hemiptera, Aphididae.